This is a messenger RNA of Camponotus floridanus (Florida carpenter ant), 660 nucleotides long. RefSeq lists its product as uncharacterized. The coding region runs from base 141 to 518 and encodes 125 amino acids. The transcript is spliced from 3 exons. NCBI's taxonomy places the organism in Eukaryota, Metazoa, Arthropoda, Insecta, Hymenoptera, Formicidae. The record is from RefSeq and is a predicted model, not a curated record.
GAUACUUUUGUUUUACGAUACGUUUUGGAGAUGGCUGCAUAUGGUGUCUCUGCUACGAUCUCGGACCGAGACCUCGUUGUCGCAUCAGAAAGUCUCCGAGAGUGCGCGAGUUAAGAAGAGUACGUAAAGAAAAAGAAAAAAUGGAAUACCUCUUGGAAAACUGCGCCGGAUGGAAGCAGGCCUUUGGAGACUUGCUCUGUGUCCUGCUGAUGAAGCUGGUCUUCGAUUGGAAUUCCCUGUAUGAUGUUAAAAUACCGGGAUUUAUGAAUAUCCACCACCGGCAGUGGGUGCGGGCGGAGCGGCGGGGGAGGAGACAGGACCUCUCCUUCAUGUGGGGUGACGCUCCGGAGAGUCCGCCGGACGGCGAUGACAUUUUCGACCUAAGACGACUCUUCGGGGAAGAGCCAUACAUGGAGGAGGAGAUUUGGAUGCCCGGGGAGAUUCGGGCACCCGGGGAGAUUCGGGCACCCGGGGAGAUUCGGUCACCCAAUGGCAUGUGUAAUGGGGAACACAGAUGAGCCGCCUCCCCCUGAACCGGCGCAACUCCCCCCCUCCCCAAUUAAUUAUAUAUAUUUUUUAUAAUUAUAUUUUAUUAUAACAUUACAUUUGAUAUUUUUAUAUUUUUAUAUUUUUAUAUUUUAAUUUUAAUUUUAAAUACAC